AUGGGCGCUCCUGUCGAUGCCGUCGGCGUCUCAGCCAGACGGGCCGAAUUGGCCGGGAACAAAGUCGGAUGGCGUGGCUUGGUUAGCAGCAAGAAGACAUUCGGAAUUGCGCUGUUUGCUUCGCUUGGGGGGUUGGUUUAUGGAUAUAACCAGGGAAUGUUCGCGCAGAUCUUGACUAUGAGCUCUUUCAUUAAAGCUACACAAGGAUACGCCGCAGAACCCGGCAUCGGCCAAGGAAUGCUUACAUCGAUUCUCGAACUGGGAGCGUGGGUUGGUACACUAUUGAACGGAUAUCUGGCUGAUGCUCUUGGACGACGGGUAACGGUCGUCGUUGCUGUGGUUAUCUUCUGCGUGGGUGUUAUUGUGCAGGCAUGCACCCAGAACCCCGACUUUGUGUAUGCUGGUCGAUUCGUGACUGGUUUAGGAGUUGGUAAUCUGAGCAUGAUCGUGCCGUUGUAUAAUGCAGAGCUGGCACCUCCUGAAAUCCGCGGCUCACUAGUCGCCGUACAACAACUCGCCAUCACCUUCGGCAUCAUGACUAGCUUCUGGGUGAGCAACCUCGACAUCUGGACAAGAGACGCGCAUCUAACAGUUGACCAGAUUGGCUACGGCACAAACUACAUCGGCGGCACCGGCGCUACCCAAUCCGUCGCAGCCUGGGAAAUUCCUGUCUGCAUCCAAAUCCUCCCCGCUCUGCUCCUCGCCUUCGGCAUGAUGCUCUUCAUGCCGCAAUCUCCACGCCAUUUAAUGAACACCGGCCGCGAGGAAGAAUGCCUUCACACACUAGCCCGACUGCGCGACACAUCACCCGACGAUUUACUCGUUCGGAUUGAGUUCCUCGAAAUCAAGGCGCUGCGGAUGUUCGAGGUCGAGACCGCGAGGAAGAAGUAUCCGCAGUAUCAGGAUGGGUCGUUUAAGAGUCGGUUUAUGAUUGGGGUGAGGGAUUAUGCAUCGCUUGUUACGAAUAAGUCGAUGCGUAAGAGGACUACUGUUGCUUGCUUGAUUAUGUUUGCGCAGCAGUUUAAUGGCAUCAAUGCAAUCAACUACUACGCCCCCCAAGUCUUCGAAAACCUGCACCUAGGCGAAAACACCACCUCCCUCCUCGCAACCGGCAUAGCCGGCAUCUUCGAAUUCGUCUUCACUAUCCCCGCCGUCCUCUGGGUCGACAACGUCGGGCGCCGAACGAUCCUAAUUGCCGGCGGAGUAGGGAUGGCGGUAUGCCAUUUCAUCGUGGCGGGGAUUAUCGGGUCGUAUUCGGGGAAUUUCGAGAAUAACCCUGGAGCGGGAUGGGCGGCAGUUGUUUUCGUGUGGAUUUUCAUUAUUAAUUUUGCGUAUUCGUGGGGGCCCGUUUCAUGGAUUAUCGUCUCUGAAGUCUUCCCCCUAAGUAUGCGUGCUAAGGGCGUGAGUAUUGGCGGAAGUAGUAACUGGUUGAACAACUUCGCCGUCGGUCUCUUCACCUCCCCUUUCAUCAAAGCCUCCGAUUACGGCACCUUCAUCUUCUUCGGGUGUAUCACGACGCUCGCCGUGUUAUAUGUUAUCUUCCUAGUUCCUGAGACCAAGGGCCGGACGCUGGAGGAGAUGGACGAGAUUUUCGGGGCGAAUGGAGUAGCUGAGGCGGAUCAAGCAUUGAAGAGGAGUAUUGAACGGGAAAUUGGGCUGUUGGCGCUUUUAGGUGGGGAUGGGUCGGGAGAGGUGAAGGAGAAGGCCGAGGUGGGUGGCGAUGAAGUGAAGACUGAACCUGGGGCUAUUGAGGAGUAG
Molecule: messenger RNA, 1758 nt
Organism: Aspergillus chevalieri
Lineage: Eukaryota; Fungi; Ascomycota; Eurotiomycetes; Eurotiales; Aspergillaceae
Product: putative MFS monosaccharide transporter
Exons: 9
Coding region: 1-1758 (585 amino acids)
Biological process (GO): transmembrane transport; carbohydrate transport
Cellular component (GO): membrane
Molecular function (GO): carbohydrate:proton symporter activity
Source: RefSeq, a predicted model, not a curated record